UAGUAAAAAAACAGAGGCUUUGUGUAUCGGACGUGCCUUUCUAUUGGCCCUACAGUCAGGCAGAGGAGGGACUGCAGUAAAAAGCUAAGAGGAGAUGCUCAGCUGUGUUUUGUGAUAGUGAUGAUGGAUCGAUGGAGGGGUAGAGUUGCUCUUGUCACUGGUGCUUCAGUGGGCAUCGGAGCUGCGAUCGCUAAAUCAUUAUCCCAGCAUGGCAUGAAAGUGAUUGGAUGUGCCAGGAACGUAGAACAAAUAGAGAACUUGGCAUCAGAAUGCGUACGUAAUGGAUUCAGUGGCACUCUGGUUCCAUACAAAUGCGAUCUGUCUGUAGAGGAGGAGAUUUUGUCCAUGUUUGCCUGGAUCAAAGAUCAACAUCAUGGCGUUGAGGUGUGCAUCAACAACGCUGGCUUGGCUUUCCCAGAGCCUCUAUUACAUGGCAAAACAAGUUACUGGAGGACUAUGUUGGAUGUAAAUGUGAUUGGACUGUCGGUGUGCGCCCGUGAGGCUUACCAGUCUAUGAAAGAAAGAAAUGUUGAUGACGGCCAUAUCAUUAACAUUAACAGCAUGUGCGGACACAGAGUCAUGAAUCACGCUGAUGCACACUUCUACACUGCCACCAAAUAUGCUGUGACUGCUCUCACAGAAGGUUUACGACAAGAGCUACGGGAAACCAAGAGCCACAUACGUGCCACAAGUAUAUCACCUGGUUUAGUGGAGACAACGUUUACCACCCGGUUUUACAGUGACAAGCCAGAAAUUGCAGCUGCUGCCUAUAGAAGUAUAAAGUGUCUACAGGCAGAAGACAUAGCUAAUGCAUUGGUGUAUGUUCUGAGUGGUCCCUCUCAUGUCCAGAUUGGAGACCUUCAGGUGAUGCCUCUGGAACAGAUGUAUUUGUAACACUCUCUAAAAACGCAGCAUUUCUGAAAUGCUGGCCAGGAAUCUAUCUAACAGGACUGAAAAAUAAUGGGCUUUGGCAAAAUGUAAAAGUGUAAAAAUGCACCAACAUUUCACAACAUGAUGGGGCAAACAUUUUUUCUCAUAGUGAUAUCCUUUUUCCUAUUGCAUGCAAGUUUGCCAAUCAUAGAAUAUCCAGAUGAAAAAAUCAUUAAUAUAUGUGACCCUGGAUCACAAAACCAGUCAUAAAUUGCAUGGGUAUUAUUUGUAGCAACAGUAUCAAAAUUUCAUUUUUGAGAGUGGAUGCAGCAAAAUCGCAAAAUACAUUGUAUGGGUCAAAACUAUCGAUUUUUCUUUUAUGCCAAAAAGCAUUAGGAUAUUAAAUAAAGAUCAUGUUCCAUUUAGAUAUUUAGUAAAUUUCCUACCGUAAAUAUAUCAAAAUUUCAUUUUUGAGAGUGGAUGCAGCAAAAUCGCAAACAAAAAUAGCCAGAAACACAUCGACAAACAUCGCUCGCUGCUACCCGCUCUCUGGGAAUUACCCACUCAAGUUUAGUAUCUAUGUAAAGCUUAGAAUUUCUGCUUUCAGGCUCAUCUACUUUCCACAACGUCAUUACAGCGGUAAGCCAAUAGAGAGCGUUAAAACAAAACUGUUCCUUCUUAGCAACAGCCUGCUACAGCUCCUCUGAUGGACAACUUUAAAGGCCCUUUUCUCAUGCAGUAUUUAGAUUUUUUGCUCCCUCAGAUUCCAGAUUUUCAAAUAGGCCUAGUUGUAUCUCGGCCAAAUAUUGUGGGUGUCCACUGUCCAGCCAGAGAUGACUAGUUAGUGUUUUUAUAAAUGACGAAAACUAAUUUUUGCAUUAAUCAUAUGAAUUAAUUAUAAGAUCUGACAGCCGCUUGGGGCUCCAUGUUUUCUCAUGCAUGAAUGGCAGCUUGAGGAAAAUUUCCUAGCAACCUGAAAAGUUCAGAGCAGAAGAUAAAAUAUGUGUUCUUCCAUGAAGUACCCAUUGUUUCACCGUUGCAGCGUGCCAAUAGAAAACAUGAGCCUUUUUUUAAUCCCUACCCCAACCUUUAAUUCAUAGAUAGUUAUUCAGAUAUACAGUUGUUUAGAUAUUAAUCUAGCCACUUUCUCCUUCAACUCAUUAAUUCUGCAUUCACAGCAGUCUUGAGGCGACCCCUCGCUUCUCUACCCUGCAUGUGGACACAAGCGUGUGGUUACUCAGCAAAAGCCACUCACUCUCAUGGGAACGGAGACUCGCCCUCUUAACCCCAUUUCCAUGACCGUAACAGCAUGGAACGCAUUGAAAUCAAUCGCGAAUUGUCUUUAGCGCUUUGAAAGUGAUACUAUUGUACUGUUUUGGAAUGCAUUUCAUUUCAUAACGUCUACACCCUCUGAAUGCUAGAUUAUUAUUGCAUGUCUGGGAACCAGAGAUGUGGUGUGAGACUCCACAUUGUUUUCAUGUGCUCAUUCUAGAUCUGCUGAGUACAGCAGGGGUCACGGAGAAGGAAGUCAGUGUGAUGUAAAAUGGUGUGAUGUUCGGCUCAGACCAUAAUUUGAAUAAAUUUGGGUGGUCCGUCAUUUAAAUAAUGGAAAUAGUUUAACCAACUAAAGUAUAUUAUAGUUUGUAUUCUGUACAGUAUGUAGGUCUUACGCUUUAAUAAGAAAGAGUUGAAUGUAGAUCAUUUGGUAACAUGUUACAGUAAGGUUUACUAUUUACUAUUAUGCAUUUACAACCAAUUGUUGUAAAGUGUUACCAAUAAUAUUGUACCACAUAAAAAUACAUUAAACCCUACAAUUUGGUGUAUGUGUGUGAUUGAAGACCAAGAAAUUAUUUUAUAUAUUAACAUUUUUGAGGGGCAAUCUUUGGAAGUCCAUUUUACUUAAUCAAAUGUUUUUAUAUAUAUAUCCCAGUGCAUUUAGGCA
Triplophysa rosa is the source of this 2812-nucleotide messenger RNA. RefSeq names its product dehydrogenase/reductase SDR family member 11-like. NCBI's taxonomy places the organism in Eukaryota, Metazoa, Chordata, Actinopteri, Cypriniformes, Nemacheilidae. The transcript is spliced from 7 exons. The record is from RefSeq and is a predicted model, not a curated record. The coding region runs from base 121 to 894 and encodes 257 amino acids.